AUGCCGUCACCAAGCUCACAGAAAAGAUCAGCACGACGACUCCCAAGCCGGCUCCGAGAGACAGGUGCGGAACCUACGGGACACCUACAAGCCUUGCGUGAGGAAGCAGUAGAACGAGCCAGAAGUCGACAAGCACAACAGCAGGACGGAGGAGACGAAAGUGACUGGUGGCAUACCUGGAGUUGGUGGUCUCCACACUCUCAGGAAUGGCAAUGGCAGACCUCGGACGGUACCAAGGCAACAGAUGGAGACGCACAGGGAUGGGGGGUGAACGUCAUGAAUACGCAGGCCGCAACAAGACGAACACAGUCCAUGGAGGGACUACUCAACGAGUUGGCUACCGGCGUUGCGGCAAGUUCGAGAAGGAAAGAGGCCAAGCGGUCCACACCCACGACAACGACGAAUGAGACCUCCAGGCUGGAUCUACGGGAGACGACGCACCAGGAGGCUGAGCACCCAAGCUCUUCUUUCCAGCCUGGAAGUGACAGUGCCUCCUCCAAUGCUCCUGUUGGGGGGGUGCACUACCCUGCCUCCGGUAAGGUUAGUGGUCUCCACACCUCACCUGCGAGCACUUCAACAUGCGGGUUGACACUCACUACCAUCCAGAAGAUUGAAGAACCUCCACUUGAUCAUGAUUCUCCCGAUGCAGGGCCGAUGAAGGCUCCAACUGCAUCGAGCCGAUGUUCCGAGGAGCAGGAGACCAGACAACGGUCAUCUGCUGCUAGGAGAUCCAGCACCAUAGAGCCACGGCCCGAGGAAAGAACACGAUCGUCUGCAGCCCGGAGGGCUAGUACCAUUGAGCCACGGCCCCAUCUACUCCUGGUACAAGCGCCACUAGAGGUGAGAGAGGUCAAGCACCGUCUACUUAGGGAAGCGAAAUCGGCAGUGCUCAGGCUGAUUCCGCAUGGAGACGACCUUCAUACUUUCCUCAACGGCUACUUCAGGCGGCACCAUGCAACGUACCACGCCAACCCGGUGAACAUGCCCUCGUGUGGGAACUGGAUAUGGUCGCUUACUGCAGCAUUGAUGACAAGGCCGGAAUACCACCCCAACGUCUGGAGGCGUAGCCACGCGGGAAAACUGGGCGACGCGGUAGAGGGAUAUCUGUACACGUUAUACCAGAGCCAGACGGCGGGGAACCUUGCCUUGCUGGCCACCUAUGGGGAGGCUGCAAAGUACCUCCACGACCUGAUGCAAGGAAUCCCGCACGCCAUCUACUACCGCCUGAGCUGGAGGCAGUCACUUGACUCGCUCACGGAGAUUCUCGAACCAUGGAUAGGAGCAGCGUCUACACAGGACAUGCGGUCCUCGCACCCCGUCCUGACACUGGCGAUACUCGACCGCAAUGAAUCCACAGCCGUGACAGUUGAGGCGGAAAACACAGGGCUGGACAAGCAGCAGACAAUGAACAGGAGGGAGGAGAGACAUGGACCUCAUGGAAAAGAUGGGAGUGGAGAAACACUCCCCAUCGACCACAUAGAGGGGGCAGGCCCUUCUAACUCUGGUGAAGCUGGUGGUCUCCACACUUCACCCGUGGUCGGCCUGGUACCUGAGCCAAUGCUCACAACCCUCAAAAAGCAGGCGGAGCCUCCACUUACUCUUGAUCUCCUCGUUGCACCGCAGACACAGAUGCCAGCUGCUUCGAGCCAGGGCCUUGGAGAGCAAGAGGCCAAUCCGCGAUCGACUGCAGCUAGGAGGUCCAAUACCAAUGAACCACGACCAGAAGCAAGACAACGAUCGUCUGCUGCACGGAGGGCUAGUACAGUGGAACCACGGCCCCAUCUACUCCUAGCACAAGCACCAGAGGAGGUACGACACGUUAAGCAGCGCCUACUUCAGGAAGCGAAAUCUGCAGUGGUCAAGCUCAUUCCGCAUGGAGACGAUCUCCACAACUUCCUCCACGGCUACUUCAGGCAGCAUCAUGCGACGUAUCACACCAGCCCGAUGAACAUGCCCGCCUGCGGAAACUGGAUUUGGUCGCUCACAGCGGCUUUGAUGACAAGGCCGGAGAGCCACCCCAAUGUCUGGACACGCAGGCAGGCGGGCAAGCUGGGUGACGCGGUUGAGGGCUAUCUCUACACGUUGUACCAGAAACAGACGGUGGAGAGUCUUGCCCUGCUGGCCAUCUACGGGGAGGCAGCGAGGCACCUCCACGACCUAAUGCAAGGAAUCCCACAUGCUAUUUACUACCGCCUAAGCUGGCGGCAGUCGCUCGACACGCUCGAAGAGCUCCUCGAGCCGUGGAUAGGAGUGUCAGAUGCACAGGACAAGCGGUCUCCGCGUCCUGAGGUGCCACUGUCAAUUCUCGACAGCAAAAAAGGGCCAUGCAAUCAGCUUGCGACACAAACUGCUGCCUGUACACCUUUCACAUCAAAUGUCGCAAAUGGCGACUACGACCGACCGUCAGACGCAGACACCUACGAGGCAGGAGGUGGGGCGCAGCAACGUCUCAAGGUCCUGUCCAUCAAUGUUAACAGCCUAAGCGGGUUCCUCUGGGGUGAAGUCAAGGCGUUUCUUGGUGGAGAGGGCCUGCAGUAUGACUUCAUAUUCCUACAGGAAACGCAUCGCACUGCCUUUUGCGCAUUCAAGGUUGAUAACUGGAUGGCAGUUGGCUCCUCAACAAAACGGGGAGAGGGUGUGCUCACACUGGUUCAUCCUCGUUACGAUGCCUCCAUGGUUCGUUACCAGGAGAUAAUCCCAGGCAGAGUUCUAAGAGUGAAGGUAUGCCACAAAGAGGCAGCCAUCGAAACACUUAACAUAUACCAACAUGUUUGGAUACACACGGAUGAUCCGGAACAAAACAAACAGAGGCGGCAAACCCUGCUCGAUAAGUGCACUGCCACAAUACAGGGCAUGGCUAGAAGAGAUACCCUGAUUCUAGCGGGAGAUUUUAACUCAGAGGUACACGCAGUAAACGGAUUGAUCGGGACACGCGUGAACCGCUCGGCCUAUCACCAAGCCCUUGACCCACUCACAUUUCCAAGAUUCAUACAAGACAACGCCCUGGUUGCUCUAAACACUUGGCAUAUGAAGGACCCAUGCACCAACCACACCCGUACGGGCAACUCACAGAUUGACUAUAUCCUUGUGCGCGCACCAAGUGCUGACACCAGAGCGAAGCAAGUAGUCAAACAAGAGGCACCCUUUGGGGCGUGGAAAGAGCUCACACACUCGGCCCUCAUUGCUGAUGUCCGAAUCAUCAAGCACUUCCACUUGCCCAAGGCCAAAAUGCAACAGGAACUACAAUACUCGAGACAUGACCUUGACUACGCGUAUCGCCAGAAGGAUCACCGAAUCACACAAUUAAAGAGUAAAGUGGAGUUGGAGAUAAAUCACAGCUUGAACAACGGCCUCCCACUGACUGCAGAUCACAUCAAUCACACACUACUGCGUGAGGUCUCUGACCUCUUCCCAACAGCUACAUCAGCACACACCAAUCGAGGCCAAACCAAAGCACAGUGCAAAGCCAUCUUCGCUGCGUGGAAAGAGCUGUUGACCCACCCUGACGAAGUAGGUGGCUCGACCAUCACACUGCCUGCCCGCGUCUACCACAUGUGGCAGAGACGUAGGGAUCUUCAGCGAUGCAAGCCAUUCACCCUGUCAGGAGUGCUUCGCACAUGGCAAUGGGUGCUCCUCUUCAACAAGGCAGGACGGCAGAGCAAGCAAUAUCAUCUACAGAAUCAACGGGCCAUAGCACUGGGGCACUUACAGCAAGCUGAAAGGGCCGCUCAGACGCAUAACACGAAGCGUCUCUAUGGUGCAGUCAAGCGACUCCUGCCCUGGCAGCCCAAGCCCAGGAUCAUGCUUAAGCACCCGGAUGGAUCACCCAUGUCUCUGCACCAGGAACACCAAGCACUUGUCCAACACUGCAAACAACUCUUCGCUCCCCCGGCGGCAUCUCCCACUCGACCAGGCCAGAUGCUUAGCAUGCCUUUGACUGCCUGUGAAUGGACGACACAGCUCAAAUGUACUCCUAUAGGCAAGGCCGUGCCUGCGGACUCCGCUCCGGCCACAGCGUGGAAGGCCUGCGCGACAAUUGUGGCGCCAGCCAUGGCCUGCAUAGCCAAAGGCCUACUCAGACCGGAUGGCAAGGCGUUUGCAGGCCACAUCAAAAAUCAGCUACUGAUGCAGGCCUGCGCCAGCCUUACUCACACUCCACAGUAUGCAUACCUUCCGGCACGGGACACGUCGGAUGCGCUAGCAAGGGUCAACGCAUGCAUACAUGACAUCAAGGACAGUCUUAAGGCCUUGGGUGGGAAUAGGUUCCUGACGAGACAGCGCAAAGAAACUGGACAGGUCAAAGGCGAAUCAGGAGGGUGCCUCCUGUCAGUCGACCUCAGCCAAGCUUUUGAUCGUGUCAACCGUGCAAAACUAGAUAGAGCGUUGGCGCUCCACCAGGUUGAUGCUGACCUUAGAUCUACCGUCACCGCCAUCCACGAGCAGGCUGCUUACCAGGUCAGGGAUAAAUUUCACCGGACAGACAUCUGCACGACGCAAGGAAUUCGCCAGGGAUGUCGACUAGCACCAGCCCUAUGGGCCGUGCUGUCGUCUCAGUUACUCUGGGAUCUUACUCCCGCUGGUCAAACGCCGCUGCAGCUUCCAUUCACGUUGUUCGCCGAUGACCAUUUAGGCCAUUGGCUUCUCAAAACGGUGGAUGAUGCCAAGCAAAUGGAGGAGACGAUAGUGGCGCUUUUUCACAUGUUGGAAACAUACGGGCUCAAGGUUAAUCCGGAUAAAUCCAGUUUGGUCAUUCGGGUCCAGGGAGCGCAACUUGAAAAAUUUGUCAAAAGCCGCACGGUUAUAGUUCGCAACCAGGUGAGUAAUCAGACGCUGAGAGAAACCUACAACCUGAAGGAUCCUGUACACAUGCUGACGGAACGCAUUGCGCGCAAACUUGAUGCUAUGCAACAAGGGAUGGACGUUGCGAUUUACCUCAAAUCACCUACUCAAGAUGAGAUGCAAUUGCACAUACAGCACAUGUCCAUGCUUGCCAAGACACGAUGGGAGACCACGCCGGAGCAACAGAUGGCGGCAGUGUGGGGCCUCAGCUCACCACUGGCGACGACGCCUACACCACAGAGACAAGCGUCCGUCAGACACAGACUGCCGCAAGGGACGCCGCAAAAGUAUCGAAAGGGCAUGGGCAAGGGCGCAGGCAAGGCAGCUCCCAAGGCAAAACGGGAUCGGGAUCAGGAAGCAGAAGACGAGUUGAUGAUGGACCUGGAGUCGCUGGACGAGGAGACGGUGAGAACGGCCUUGAAAACCUUGGUCAAAACAGCACUCAGACACGAGCACCAACUGACGAUCUUGGAGGCAGACCGGAGCUACGUGUUCUUCCUGGACACGACGAACCACGGCAUUGUCUCCAUGUUGAUCCAGGCCAGCGCAACAUGGAACACAAAGUUCGAGGAAGGCACGGUCAACACCUCGCUGAGGGCCACGCUAUGGGGAGUACUACUCAUGGAAUGGAAAGCACGCCUCGAGAAAAUCGAGUCCGACGCCAAGGUACUACAGGUAGCAGAAACAGCAGGAUGGGCAACGCGGUCUCCGCUCCAGUGGAUCUACAACGAGUGGAACCCGGUACAGAAAAAGGCGCUACCAUCAAGUCGGGACAACCUCACUCACGAGGACGCAAAAAAGGCAGUCAACCAGCUCAUCACAAACACCGCCAAGGACAACACGGUGCACCGGUUCCAAAGCCUACGACCACUGAAGCCGGACCUGCAGGCGGAAGUGAUCACCAUGGUCCUGACACUCACCGUCCAUCAACAGGCGGCAGCCGUUUACCACGACCUGGACCUCUUGGCAAACAACUGCGCGGGCAAGCUGAUCGGUCUACGCUUGAGACGGGAGCGAGUGGGCAAGACGACGCUCACCAAGGAGCUCGAGAGACUGCAGAUCUAA
Messenger RNA from Symbiodinium natans, 5904 nucleotides. Lineage: Eukaryota; Dinophyceae; Suessiales; Symbiodiniaceae. The record is from the annotation of a GenBank genome assembly.